AUGGCGAAGUUUUCGCUCGAGGACUUUGACAAACACAUCGAGAACCUACGCGCGCAACUCCUGUUUCUCAAUGAGACGCUCGAUGCGACGGAUCACAAUGACCCCGACUGGUUGGCGACGGACUUGAUCUCACUGCGAAACAAGUCGGGCAGACUACAGGACGACAUGAAGAGAUUUAGAGACCAGCUCGAGGACGAAGGUCUGGCGGAAAAGAAGAAGGUCAAGACUUCAAACAAACGUCUUAGUAUCGAGGGCGCUAAACAUGCCUCUACUACACCAACUGCGCAACCCCCGAACUCCAACCCGCAUGCCAUAUCUCCUCUCGUGGAUCAAUCGCCCACACCACGCGCAAAGCGAGCCAGAAUCGAAGACGACUACGUCGUUCAACAUGUCGAUGUCACCGAGGAAGUGAAUAGACGGUUACAAGAGAGCCGUUUGCGGCGCUUGAUGCAGACGCCGAGCACUGCGCAGAAGCGGAAAUUCGAUGCAUAUGAGGAUGGACCGAGGUCAGACGGGCCAGCUGGGACAGAUGAAGAAGGGCAAAAGGGUGGCGGCGAGUACGAGAGAACCCCAACGAAGCGGCUCAGGAGUAGUGGGAUAUUUGAGCAGCAAGGGAAUACACAAGAGGACGGGCCAGGGAGGCAGAGUCCACGCUUUGAAGACAGAGUCGACGUGAAGAGGAGGAAGUUCCAACGAUAA
Alternaria ventricosa is the source of this 699-nucleotide messenger RNA. RefSeq lists its product as uncharacterized. The record is from RefSeq and is a predicted model, not a curated record. The transcript has 3 exons. Bases 1 to 699 code for a protein of 232 amino acids. NCBI's taxonomy places the organism in Eukaryota, Fungi, Ascomycota, Dothideomycetes, Pleosporales, Pleosporaceae.